ACUACCAUAAUAUCCACUAUAUCCGACCAAUUGAAGUACCCGGCUACACUGACACGAGCCGAGGGAGGCCCACCGCUUUGAUCAGACGGAAAAGUAAGAAGCUAAACAUUUUUACCCGCCUUGGACCAGCUCGAAACUACGACCACAACACAGAGUUUUGAGCAGAAAGUGCGACACCGUUUGAUUUUUCUUUGAGAAUGUGGCGAUAAACCUGAGGUUAGAGAGAAGAAGAAAAAAAGGCGGAUUGCGGCUCAUUGAACGAUCAACAAGUUGAAGUGUGUUUGAUGGAGAGAACUACAUGAAAUCCCCUCCGCCACAACAGGAACAGAGGACGAGCAGCAGCAGCAGAGAGGAGACAUUUUAAGACGACGGUACCCGCAUACAGUGAAGUGAAGAGAGAUGUUGUCUCAGCUGAGAGAGCAGAUAUGGGCCGAUUGGAUUUGGUUUCCAGAAGGCCACGGCUGGGCUGACCUGAAAGACCACGAUGGUCAUGUUUUCCCUAAAACAGGGGACCUCUGGGCUACUAUACCCAUCGCUUUCUGCUUCCUGGUCUGCAGACAGAUAUUCGAGAGGACAGUAGCGACUCCUCUUGCCUCCCUGUUGGGAGUGAGUGACAAGCAGCGUGUUCGUGCUCCACCAAAUCCCGUCCUGGAGUCCUAUUUCUGCAGCACAUCAAAGCAUCCCACACAGAGCUCCAUAGAGAGUUUAAGUAAACAGGCGGGCUGUUCAGUGCGACAGGUCCAGAGGUGGUUCAGGCGGCGGAGGAACCAGGACCGGCCAAGCAAGCUCAAAAAAUUUCGGGAAGCAAGUUGGAGAUUUACCUUUUACCUUCUUGCUUUCUUUGCUGGCCUGGCAGUUCUUAUUGACAAACCAUGGCUGUAUGAUAUGAAGCAGAUGUGGGAUGGCUUCCCGAAAAUGCCACUGUUGCCUUCACAGUACUGGUACUACAUGAUCGAGCUAGGCUUCUAUCUCUCGCUGCUUUUUAGCGUAGCAUCGGAUGUCAAACGUAAGGAUUUCAAAGAGCAGAUAAUUCACCAUGUAGCCACCAUCGCUCUCAUCAGUUUUUCCUGGCUGGUCAACUACAUCCGGGCAGGGACUUUGAUCAUGUUAGUGCAUGACGCCUCCGACUAUUUAAUGGAGUCAGCCAAAAUGUUCAACUAUGCAGGUUGGAGGAAAACCUGCAACUUCAUCUUCACAGUGUUCGCUGCAGUUUUCAUCAUCACCCGCCUCAUAAUCCUCCCCUUCUGGAUCAUAUACACGACGUGGGUGUACCCCCUGACCCUCUAUCCCCCCUUCCUCGGCUUCUACUUCUUCAACGGGCUAAUGUUUGUGCUACAGACUCUGCACAUCUUCUGGGCUGCGCUCAUCUUGCGCAUGGUCGUCAAAUUCCUGCCAGGCAAUGAUAUCGUAGAGGACGAGCGCAGUGAUAAAGAGGAGACGGAGUCAGAAGAGGAAGACAACGAGCAGAGAGAAAAGUUUAGGAACGGCCACGUGCAGAACGGCCACACUGUCCUCAACAACAACCACAGUAAGAAGGACUGAUCGGACUGAGAGAUGAGGCUGUGUGAGGAGUGACGAUGGGCCCUCACAUGUGGCCUUACCUGAAAAGCCAAAGAACGGGAGCGUGGCAUGUCUAAAGGGGCAACAGGCGGCAGCACACACACAUAUGCAUUUUUACCCUCCUUUCUGAAACCCUGCUAAUCCAGUGUGGGUAAUUUUACUUCUCUGUGGAUUACAUUGAAUUAAACAGAGAGAGGAAGACUGCGGUGGAGAACCACAAUGAUCUGCUUAGCACCUAAGCAGCAGAGUGGUUAUCUCAUUAAACACACACCUUCUCUUCUUUUCUCUCCCCUCCAGUCUCUUUUGCUUUUUGCCAGCAUUUUGUGCUGUUGACCAAGUUGCCACAUGCCAGAUCUGCCUGCUUGUAGCUUUAUGUUUUGUUCCUGGAGGCGUUUUAAAGAGACGCUGUGGUUAGGACGGGCACUCCCUUCCUGCACAGUCAGUUAAAACUCCUCCAAGUAUUACCGCCCUUAAACUUGACUGAUUUUGUUUUGCUCUAAGUAACCACACUGAAGUCAGUGACACGGUGAGGAGCUCUAAGGUGAAUGAUGUCUUUCUAUGGACCAUAACCUGAUUUACGUCUAUUUACUGAAGUAUCAGUUAAUAACCAACUUGUGCAAGUUAGUUAUUGCAGCUGCCAGUUUGUCACUUUCUAAAAAUAUAUUUGUUCCAGUAAUGUUUAAAACAAAGUAAUUGGAGUAUCUUUUUUUUUAACAGUCUGAAAAAAGUGCGAGAAGGUGCUACAUCCGCCACGUGUGUCUGAAAUGUGCCUUGUAUGGAAGUUUGUCUUAAAUGCUUUGCCUUUGUGGGAAGCAGAAUGCACAGAGAUCAUUUUUAAAUGUUUUGUUGAUGCUUAAUAUCUUUUUAGUUUUGUGAUUUUAUUUUUGCUUUGUUUUCAGUCCAGUCGACAGUUUAAAUUUGGGAGCAAUUAGUUUGAGCGUAACCCAAACCAAUCAGCAACUGUUUAUGAAUUCUUUAUGGGCUGAAGAGUCAAUAGCAUUUCCAUUCAGUGUUGUUUUUCCCAUCCAUCCGAAGAUGCACUUUAUGGUUUCUCCUAUAGAUCAGCAUCGACUAAAUAUAGUAAACAAGCAUAGUUAUGGUGUUUAAUUUCACUUCAAACCUGAUUUCUUUUUAAGUUCAGAGAGUAUGAUUUCAAUUUUGUUUCAUAUUUAUUCUCGAUAUUACACCUGAGAUCUUCCUCAUUGUCAGUGUUUUGGUUCAUUUUGUAGAAAGGAAAAAAAAAAUAUGUUUAAUGAAUUCUCAAGUAAAGAGGUAAAAAUGAAACACCAAAGUAUGGUUUACAUUUUGUACUACCUUGUCAUUUUCAAGUGCCUUCAUCAUUUCAAGUGUUAAAUGUAAAGAGAAAUGUUAUAUUUCUGUCCCUUUUGUCUUUAUUUCUGCUGUCUUUGUGCCCCAACACGUCCAACACUCCAUGCACUGUAAUGCUCUGGGCCUCUAACUUUCCCUGCCUCGGCUCACGACGACCAAUCACCUGCAGCGGCUCCCUCUAAAGAGCUUUGUGUUUUUAUUCUGCAUUGUGUUGCUGAGAUGUAAAAUCAUAACGACGACGAUAAAGAUAAUUGUGGAUGACUA
Epinephelus lanceolatus (giant grouper) is the source of this 3153-nucleotide messenger RNA. RefSeq names its product ceramide synthase 2a (gene cers2a). Gene Ontology annotation, molecular function: sphingosine N-acyltransferase activity; DNA binding. The record is from RefSeq and is a predicted model, not a curated record. Gene Ontology annotation, biological process: ceramide biosynthetic process. Gene Ontology annotation, cellular component: membrane. NCBI's taxonomy places the organism in Eukaryota, Metazoa, Chordata, Actinopteri, Perciformes, Serranidae.